UUUGGAUUAUGUUUACAUCGGUAGGCAGUCAGUAUAUUUUCGGGCGCUAACGUGAUAAUAUGCGCUACUCUUCUUCGUACGCUCUGUAUCUGUCUGAGGAAGCGCUUCUAUGAAACACCCUGGAUUUAUCUGUGCUGUGUGUGGAUGUGUCUUGUUUUGUGGUGUGCGAUGAUUUUGUGGAUUAGUGUUUCUUAAUUACAUGCACCAGCUUAGGAUAUAAAAGGGAAUAUACGUUAUCAGUUUGGCUGUGAGGUCUAUGGAAAGACCGCCUGAGUACCAAGAAGAGCCGCCACCAGGUCUAGAGGCCAUGUGGGGGAUGGAGGCUGGCGCCGAAUGUGACUGUCCGGGACCACCUCCGGAGUUCCUCCUGCCGCCUCCCCCACGGCCACCUAUCCUGCAGCCGGAAAAUCCUCUUUACUGCUCGGAAGAUCCGUUACCUAUUGAAACUUGCGACGCUUUACCUCUGAUUGACGCAAGUUACCGCAGCAGUCCCUCGUUCCAGACUUCAGCUGUGAUAGCGUUAUGUGUUGUUCUUCUCGUCCUGGCUGUGUUUAUAGGCAUCAUACUUGUAUGGAAACAUAAAAGGAAAGUACAGAAUUUCCUUCCCUGUAAAAAUUCACCCCAAAACAACUGUGAUGGCUCUAAUACUGCCGGUGUGAUAUACGAAGAUGUGCACGACGUCAUGCACAGAGCUACACCUACACAUCAUAAUCCUAGUGGACAUAUCGUUGCGCCUUCCAUAGAGAUGAUAGACGUUAAGAACAACAUUCACUACCCUAGUGGAUAUCCGAUAUCUCAGCACCCACCUGUGUUUCUGUGUUCAUCUCCAGGACCAGAUCCGUACUGCUCCCAAGAUCUGUAUAAUCCCGUCUAUGAAGAGUUGAGUGAUGGCGAUAGCGAAAUUACUCCCGCUCAUCACAGCGAGGAUGAGUUUGCCGAGGACGAACUUAGUUUAGGUGAUAACGGCGACCGUCGCCUUAACAUUCCUCCCCCACCAUAUCGUCCCGAUCUCCAGAUGCAAAGAAGAGAAGCAGCCAGAUACAGAAGGCCUCAGGAACCACUGCCGCCUAUUCCGUGCAAUAAAAAAACCAAAAGCUUAGACAAACAGCGCCGGCAGGAAUUUCACGAAGGAAUGCUGUUGGACGCGCUUCUUCAAUUAUAUCCGCGAGUGGGUAGUGUCGAGCCCCCUAACCGAAGGCAAGUUGUUCCUAGUAUAACACAAAGACUACAGUGUUUACCGCAAACGCCGGGGCCGUACGAAACUAUGCCCGUUCUGGGACAUUUAGCCACUUUCAGGCCAGUACCCAAACCGUACUCGCAGGACUCUGCUUUUGGGUCAGACUCUGGUUAUAGUAAUCAUACGAGUGGGACGCGGGGUUCGAAUAGAGGUCGGAGAGAUCCGAGACGAUUAUCACAAUUAAGUGCGGAUCUAAAUUUAACGUAGAUCACGUUUUGUUGUAUAGUGACACGGAAUGACCGAAAAAAACGUGAAAAUGUGUGCAAAUGCUACGUUUAUCUCAGCAUGUGAUAAUUUUACUUAUUAUUGUACUUACUUAUACACGUUUUCGUUUUUGUGUCACUGAAUCCAUGUAACAAUAGUGAUUGUAUAAAAAUUACCUCAAGCAACAACAUUCCAUUAUAUUUAGGGUAAAUGUCAUGCAAUUGCACAAAUUCACUCAGUUAAGGUAAUUUGUAAAUAUCUCACGUGUACAUAGAUAGGGACACUUUUGGCCAACCAAAGUUUCUAGAGUAAUUAUUUUUAUCUUAAUGACAACUUGUACAUAUUUUGUUAAUAUUAUUUAUUUAUUGUACCUAUAGACUUAUCAGGAUUUGUUGUUAGUCCGAUCUUUUUCAUAUCUUAAAACUAGUUUAGCGGAACAACCAAUGCUUAAAACUUAAUCUAAAGCUCUUUCUACUUUCCUACUAUAAAUUUAGCGAAUUGUUCUGAAAUUGAGUACUUUAGCUUUUAGCUUUCCUUAGAUUUCAAACACGACACGGAAUCUCACGUUUUACUUUAUAAAUGUGAAUAGCAAUAGGUAACAGAUUUCUUAAAAUAGCUGGUUAACGAUAUAAUAAAAUUUUCUGUUUUAAUAUAGCCUAGGGUUGUGCAAAAUAAGAUAUAUUGUUUCGUAACCACAACGCAUUACCCUCCUUCACUAAUAUUAGCUAUUCAUUAUUUAUUGCACAGUUUAAUUUGUACCUCAAUACAUGUACACAGGGUCAUAGGUUAAGUUGGCACUCUAUGCUUUUGAUUCAAAACAAACUUACAAAAACGCAGGAGAGAUUUUUAUAAUUAUCGUUUCGUUUGUAUGUUGAACGUGGUUUUUAAUUGUUUAUAAAUUCAGUGUUAUAUGCUAGUCCAAUUCAUAUUAUAUUAUUUUUAAAUGAAA
This is a messenger RNA of Photinus pyralis (common eastern firefly), 2390 nucleotides long. RefSeq lists its product as uncharacterized. The transcript has 5 exons. The coding region runs from base 257 to 1444 and encodes 395 amino acids. NCBI's taxonomy places the organism in Eukaryota, Metazoa, Arthropoda, Insecta, Coleoptera, Lampyridae. The record is from RefSeq and is a predicted model, not a curated record.